Messenger RNA from Monopterus albus (swamp eel), 2277 nucleotides. Its product is annotated as collagen alpha-1(XXI) chain. The record is from RefSeq and is a predicted model, not a curated record. The transcript is spliced from 21 exons. Lineage: Eukaryota; Metazoa; Chordata; Actinopteri; Synbranchiformes; Synbranchidae. The coding region runs from base 1 to 2277 and encodes 758 amino acids.
AUGUUUAUUUGGUCAGUAUGGAGCGUGGUAUUGCUACUGACUUCACUGGUGGCUGCAAAGGAUGGUGAUGUCCGGGCAGGCUGCAGUACAGCUGUUAAUGAUCUGGUGUAUAUUGUUGAUGGCUCAUGGAGUGUUGGGGUUGUUGACUUUGACAAGACUAAGCAGUGGCUCAUCAACAUCACCAGCCAAUUUGACAUCAGCUCCCACUACACACAGGUGGCUGUGAUCCAGUACAGUGACACACCUCGUCUGGAGAUUCCUCUGGGAAAACACCAGGGUGGAACAGAGCUCAUUCGGGCUAUACAAAGCAUCGCCUACCUGGGAGGAAACACACAGACUGGAAGGGCCAUCAGAUUUGCUGUGAACCAUGUCUUCUACUCCUCCCAGCGAGCCAGUCAAGUCAAGAACCGCCUUGCUGUGGUGGUCACUGAUGGCAAAUCUCAGGAUGAUGUGGAAGAUGCCUGUAUGGAGGCACGAGCUCAGGGCAUUACAAUAUUUGCAGUUGGAGUUGGCAAUGAGAUCACCACCUCAGAGCUCAUAUCCAUUGCCAAUAAACCAUCAUUCACCUAUGUCCUGUAUGCUGAAGAUUACACCACCAUUGAUCGUAUCCGAGACUCCAUGGAGCAGAGGCUAUGUGAAGAGUCUGUAUGUCCAACACGAAUCCUGGUGGCAUCUCGUGAUGAGAAAGGCUUUGAGCUGCUGGUGGGCAUGAACAUUCAGACAAAGGCCAAGAGUAUCCCUGGCUCUCUGGUUUCCGAGACGGCCUACGCUCUUACCGCCUCCACAGACAUUACUGAGAAAACUAGGGAAAUUUUCCCAGAAGGCCUCCCUCCAUCAUAUGUGUUUGUAGCCACCCUGCGCCUAAAGGGGUCUUCUAGCAAGCUGACCUUUGACCUUUGGAGGGUGCUGUCAAAGGAUAAAGAGAUCCAGGCUGCAGUGACAUUAAGAGGAAAGGACAAAACUGUCACUUUCACUACAACCAGCAUAACAGAAAAGGAGCAAAGAGUCAUCUUUAAAACUGGUUUUCAGACUCUGUAUGAUGGAAAAUGGCAUCAGCUCAAACUUCUGGUGAGACCACAUCAGGUCGCCAGUUUCCUUGAUGAUCAGCUGAUCCACGCAGCCACACUGGAACCAGUGGAGCUCAUUUACAUCAAUGGGGAGACACAGGUGGCUAAGAUGACAGGAACAGACAUAACUGUGCCUAUUGAUAUUCAGAAGCUGCGUCUGUACUGUGAUCCUCAUCAGAGCGAGAGAGAAACUGCUUGUGAGAUCUAUUCUGUGGAUGAUGAAAGGGGUUUCCGAGAGGAGAAAGGGAGGGAAGGGCUGCCAGGACCCGAUGGUAAGCCUGGUAAAAAUGGGAAACCCGGCCCUCCUGGAUUACCAGGGAAGAAGGUAUCACUACCUUUGGAGACAGAGGGGAGCCAGCCCUACCUGGAGAACCAGGACCUCCUGGACCCAAGGGAGAGCCAGGAUUACCAGGCACCGGGAGAUUGGUUGGGCCACCAGGACCAAAGGGGACGUGUGGAGAUCCAGGGGCUGCUGGACCACCAGGUCAGAAGGGCGAAGUGGGGCCCAGGGGAUGGAAAGGAGAGGUUUGUCGAAUUAGACUUUGCGAAAGGUGUGACAGGUGAUGUGGGCCUCAGGGGGCCAGAAGGAAAAAAGGGUGACAUGGGCCACAUGGGUGCUGUUGGUUCCAGGGGAUUUCCUGGUCAAGAUGGGUUGCCGGGCCAACCAGGCCAGCCAGGGUACCCAGGGAAACCUGGCGAGUCUCCUUCAGAUGAACAUCUGCGAAAGCUCUGCACUGAUGUUCUGCGUAGCCAACUCCCAGCACUGCUCCAGACCCUGCCCCCCCGAACUAGGUGCACACCCUGCCAAAGCUUGAAGGGACCCCCAGGCGAGCCAGGAGCACUGGGACCCAAAGGCUCCAUGGGAACUCCAGGCUACCCUGGCAGGAGUGGUGCUCCUGGUUACCCAGGACCUCCUGGAAUGCAAGGUCCAACAGGACUCAAAGGUGAAAUGGGACCAAGGGGGCUCAAAGGCUGUAAAGGAGAAAGUUACUAUGGACCUCCAGGACCACCUGGACAUCCAGGCAUUCAGGGUCCUCGUGGCUUUGAUGGGAUUGGCCAUCCAGGCAACCAGGGAAUUCCGGGGAAACCAGGACCACCAGGAGAUUCUGGUAAACGGGGGAGCCCGGGGCUUCCGGGGGUGUGUGAUGUUUCCAUGUGUUACCACACCUACAACCUCAGGGAACAUUACAGCAAAGGACCCAAUGUCUGA